This is a messenger RNA of Musa acuminata subsp. malaccensis (wild Malaysian banana), 1626 nucleotides long. Its product is annotated as transcription repressor OFP8-like. Gene Ontology annotation, biological process: negative regulation of DNA-templated transcription. NCBI's taxonomy places the organism in Eukaryota, Viridiplantae, Streptophyta, Magnoliopsida, Zingiberales, Musaceae. The record is from RefSeq and is a predicted model, not a curated record.
CGCUAAAAUAUUGCAGAGAACCCCACUUGCACUUGAAGUAGGUUCAUCCAUCUACUUCACUGAUAAGAUGUACUUGAUCUCAGAUCACAAUAUACUCAACAACAGACCUUGUUGUUGCUGCAUGAACUCUGCAUGUGAUGAAGAUACAGACACUUCAUUUGAGUUCAGAAACCAUCCCCAUCACAGUAGAGGCUUCUGCAGGCAUGAUCCCAAGAUUCAAAUUUUGCAUUCAAUUCCUGAUAAUAAUAUCACAUCACAUGAACAUAUGAUGUUAACCCUCUUUGCCUUCAUGGAUCCUUCCUCCACUCGUCUUGUUGAAGGCUGAGCCUUCUUCAUCCUAAAGCAAAUGACAAUACAGAGAGGCAAAUGUGAUAAAAAGACCCUCCCCAACUAACAUCCUUUUCCUUCAUCUUCCUCCAACUCCCAUUCUCACCAUCCCUUCUGUAAUAGCUCUCGUUUAUCUCUCUUUCUCUCCCUAAACCUCUUCUCUCCAUCCCUCCAUCAUCAGCAUCAUCUCUCUCUCUCUCUCUCUCUCUCUCUCUCUCUCUCUCUCUCUCUCUCUCUCUCUCUCUCUCUCAUCAACAUCUUUCCUCCACUUCACCAAAAUCCGAAGUGUAGCUCUUCAGCUACUUUCGCUGCUUCAAUAGCCAAGAGAAUGACUAUGUGUUCCGGUUUCCUUCUCUUUGUUCUCUCGAGCAAAAAGGAAACUUUUUUGAGUUUCCGCCAUUGCUGAAACUUCCUUCUGCACACAAAGACCUGAGCUUUCUGCGUUCCCAAUGUCUUCCCGGCCGAGAAUGUUAGUGAUGCGGCAACCUGUGGUGGUCGACGUCGGGUGCAGCUGCCGGCGGCCAAAGCUCCCAUUUUUGUUCUCCUCCUCGCAGAAAACCGCCAAGCCACCGAAGAGCCCUUGCCUCCCCUACUCUUCCACCACCACUUCAUCAUGGGAAACCAGCAUUACCGUAACCACUAACACCACUGCUGCCGCCGUGAGCUCCUCCUCCUCCUCCUCUCCCUCCCGCUACGGCGACUGCACCUCCUCUCCGUCGCUCGCGAUCGACCAGCCGGAGAUCUUGAAGAAGACGACUGCUAGGGGACAGCGAAGGACAAACAAGAAGAAGAGGAACAAGCGCGCGGCUGCGACGGCGGGGAGGAAGAGGGUGGUGGAGGGGAGUGUAGCAGUGGUCAAGGAGUCGUUGGAUCCGUGCAUGGACUUCCGGAACUCGAUGCUGCAGAUGAUCGUGGAGAUGGAGAUCUACGAGUGGGAGGACCUCGGUAACCUCCUCCACCGCUUCCUUGCUCUCAACGCCCCGGGCCACCACCACCUCAUCCUCCGCGCCUUCGCCGAGGCCUGGAACCUCGUCUUCGCGCCUUCUUCCCCCUCAACCUCAACCUCAACCUUCUCGACCCGCCGCCGUCAGCGACCGAACUCCCUUGAACGCGACAGCUGGGGCGAAGGAGAAGACGAGAGUUGAGAUCCCGCAACCACCCAGUGCGACGUGGAAAAACUCCACUGGCAGGUGACAGGAUCGCACACCGCAACAAAAUCAUAAAAAAGGAAUAGUAGUAAAAGUAAUUAUUAUAAUAGUUUUCAUUUUUUGUUUUAAGAAAGUAUUGAUAAAGAAAUGA